Messenger RNA from Chara braunii, 6103 nucleotides. The record is from the annotation of a GenBank genome assembly. NCBI's taxonomy places the organism in Eukaryota, Viridiplantae, Streptophyta, Charophyceae, Charales, Characeae.
CGGUAGGCAUCUAGAAUGAUCUAGUGUGGACAGUGCACAGUGCUGUAGCCUAUGAGCGACGUGGAGGACACCGGAGAGGACGACCGCAGGACUUUACGAUCGGCUAGAGGACCGGUAUCCCAUGUGUCUUUAGGACCGGAGGGUGAUAGGGAACUGUUCCGCCGACAAAGGGAAAGGAGAGCUAGAGCAGCCGAGGCUAGUAGGGCAUUUGCUUGCGAGGCCAGUUCUAUAGCAGCCAUGGCUACCACAGCCAUGAGCAUGUCUGCGCAGCAGACUUCCCAAGCCGGAAGUUCAGGUACCGUCGGGUCCACGGUCGUGCAGACCGUGAGUCAGUCCACUGGCUUAAUGGCAAGCCAGCCCGCGGUGUUGUCCCCAGAGGAUGUCGCCAUCCAGCAGGCAUCCCUGCAAGAGGCACAGCUACAGCAGGCAUUAGGAAAGAUAAAAAGGGAGAAAGAGAUGAUGAUUAGAAGAAGAGCCAGGAUGCAACAGAGAGGGGCAGACAUAGAGGAGUUAGAGACGAUGGACCUGACGCAUAUGGAUGAUGAUGUGAAGGUAGUUAGGAGGGCCCUGGUAGGCGUAAUUGAGAUGCAGGAGCAUCAAACUACCCUUCUUCAGGACAUUCAACAAAGCCUAGUCGUGUUGGCAGGCCGUGCUCAGGCAGCACCAUCACCAGCAGGGCCUGGUGCCUGGCCCGUGCCAUAUCCUCGUCUUUCUGUUCCACCGGUGACUGGGGUAUCCCCAUAUGUAGCCCCUUCAUCGGUUGCUAUCGUUUCCCUGGGCAUGCCUUUGUCAGGAGGGGUAACAACAGGGAGUAGUUUGCAGGUUCCUGUUCAGACAGUGUUUACUCCAAGUCCGUCACAGGUUGCAGUCACCACGCAGCCUGCUGUCUCACAGUCAGUGCAACCUCAGGGCACACAACCCCAGCAGCUAGCACAACCUGUAUCGCCGGGUCCACAGCCCGGGUUGGUGAAGGGACCGAGACAAAGUCAGUGGGUUCCAAAGACAGCCAUCGGCGCUCCCAAACCCUUUAGAGGGGACAAGAGAGGCGAAGAUCUCGACACAUGGUUCAGGGCAGUGCCGGUCUAUGUCAGGUGUAAACUCACCUUGCCACACGAAGAAGUGCUUGUGGCUGCUUCCUACCUGGAGGGUAGUGCAGCGAGAUGGUUGAGUGGGUUAGUGCAACUCCAGGGGUACGGUCAUGACUUCCACUCUUGGGCAUCCUCUCAAAAAUUGGAGGACUUCCUGAAAAUGGUGGAAGACAGGUGGCAUGAUCCGCAGGAGGCUCAAAAGGGCACUGAUGCGAUCCUGACACUGCACACUCGGCAGUUUAAGUCAGUAAGGGAUGCCACCGACGUUGUAGAGCGUUUGAUUUGUGUUCCAGGGGUACGCUAUGACCCCCAGGUCCUGCUAACUUCGUACUUGAGGACCUURUCUCUGCCGCUCAGGAAYCAGUUGGYRAAAGAGGCCAACAUUAAUAUGCACAACUUUCCUUCGUUCAGCAAGGUGGCCCUAGACCUAGAAGCAAAGAUAGGGCAUGGACAGGCACCCACUACGCAAGGGAGAAAGAAGACAUUGCCUCCCAACUGGAAGGCGAAGGGUCGCUUAAUGUUUGUCGACAAUGAUGGUUCAACCAUCGAGUUGGACGGCAACCUCCAGGAGGGAGUAGGUGCAGAGGCAAGUGGCGAUACUUCAGAGGGUGGAGUAGUCGCCGCCGUAACYCAACAAAAAGAAGGGUUGAAGCCCGAUGACGCGAAGGUGGCCAGCAUUCGUGAUUGGCCACGUCCUCAGUCUGUGACUGAGAUGAGAUCUUUCUUAGGAAUGACAGGCUACUAUAGGACUUCCGUUAAGAACUACAGCACGGUGGCCGCUCCUUUGACUGAUCUGACCCGCCUUGACACCCCUUGGGAGUGGACAGAUAAGUGCGAGGCUACUUUCAGACAUCUGAAGCAUGCAUUGACGCACUAUGAAGUCUUGAAACUUCCUGAUCCUGACAAGCCGUUUAUAGUUACAAUGGAUGCCAGCCAAUAUGGCAUUGGCGCCGUGCUUGCGCAGCAGGAGGGGCCAAAGUUGAGGCCUGUAGAGUACAUGUCCAAGAAAAUGUCGUCUCAGAAGUUGGCUAAGUCCACUUAUGAGAAGGAACUCUAUGCGGUGUACAAGGCUCUCACCCAUUGGAGACAUUACCUCCUUGGGCGGUUCUUCAUCCUCCGGACUGAUCAUCAGACCCUGAGAUGGAUGAGAACACAGCCGGUACUCUCUGACGCUCUCAAGCGUUGGAUCGAAGUCAUUGAGCAAUAUGACUUUGACCCUCAGUAUCUCAAAGGGGAGUGCAACAAGGUUGUUGAUGCCUUGUCGCGCAGACCGGACUUCUCAGGUGCGCUGAUUACUGAGUUCGAUCUGACGGACGAUGUUACUCGGUCUUUGGUGGAAGCCUAUCGUCAGGACCAGUUUAUGUCUGAGAUCAUACAGAGACUUGAGACGAAGGAUAAGAAGACCUCCGCCGAGUUUGAGUUGGUCAAUGGAUUGGUGUUCCUAGAGAAGGCAGGGAAUAAACGCUUGUGCGUUCCAAAUAGCGAGUUUUUGCAUAGUUUGUUUUUAGGCGAGUGUCAUGAUGCCACCGGCCAUUUUGGGUACAAGAAGACCGCAGCCAACUUGCUGCAGCGGUUCUGGUGGCCCACGAUGAUGACAGAUGCACAGCUGUACGUGGAAACUUGUCGAGUAUGCCAAAGAGACAAGCCCCGUACUCAGGCUCCUCUUGGGCUGCUCAAGCCCCUUCCGAUUCCGGAAAGGCCGGGUGAAAGUUUAUCCAUGGACUUCAUGGAUACGCUGGUCACCAGCAAGAGUGGGAUGAGACAGAUCUUUGUCAUCGUGGAUAGGUUUAGUAAGUUUGCUAGAUUAAUAGCUAUGCCAGAAACAGCAAAGACCGAGUACGUGAUCAGGCUAUUUAAAGAAAACUGGGUUAGAGACUUUGGACUGCCGAAGUCUAUAGUCAGUGACAGGGACGUCAGGUUCACGAGUGAAUUAUGGAAGGACGCUGCAGCUGAACAAGGAACUCAACUGCAGAUGACUUCUGGAAAUCAUCCAGAAGCUAAUGGCCAGGCUGAACRAAUGAACYGCGCUGUGCAACACCUGUUGAGGCACUACAUCAAGCCCAAUCAGGUAGACUGGGACGAAAAGCUUGCUCUAGUCGCUAGUCUAUAUAACAACGMUGUGCACAGUGCUACYGGGACGAGUCCUAACAGUCUACAACUGACAUUCAARCCUAGACUGCCCUUAGAYUUCCUACUUCCAGACAACCAGCCAACUGCUACACCGGGCACUCUGGAGUUCGCCUAUAGAUAUGAACAGAAGAUGCAGGAGGCUGUAGAACACAUGCAGAAGGCACAAGCAGCAAUGAUAGAGUCUGAGAAUAGACACCRCCGCCCUUCUACAUUUCAGGUWGGGGACAGAGUCUGGGUCAAAUCUUCAGAACUGGGACAGGAGUUCGUGAUAUCCCGCAAACUCAUGCCUCAGUACUUUGGACCUUGGGAAGUUUUAGACGUAGUAGGGACAGAUCCUGAUGGUCCAUCAUAUGUCAUCCGUAUCCCUGGUCAUCUCAGAACUUACCCAGUCUUUCMCGCCUCUAAGCUCGCUGCAUUCGAGGAAACUGAUCAGUUUCCCUCUCGUCGAUCCAUGCUGCCCCCAACCAUGGACGGAGAAGUCGACAUUGAUGAUAUCGUUGACCACAGGGAGAUGCCUCUUCAGAAGCCUCCAGGAAGGGGACGUCCUCCAAAGCCAAAGCUGCAGCUCCGAGUCCACUUCAGACAUCAUACAGAUCCGAAGGAGGACCGCUGGUUUACUCGGGAGGAACUGAUGCAGACCGCUCCUCAAAUCGUUGCCCGCUAUGAGAAGGAUGUCCGUACGGAUAUGGACCAAGGCUUGCUUCCACUGGAGAUGUUCUACAUAACCAAGACGUUGACCCGAAAUCCAGAAGAGUAUCCUGAUGGUCGAAGCCAGCCACAUGUGCAGGUUGCCUUGCGUCGUAAGCAGAGUGGUCGUAGAGAGGGCUGUUGCGUUGGUGAUGCUGUUCCUUACAUUAUAUGCACACACAAGGGUGAGAGAAAAAACACUCUGGGAGGAACGAGUGGAAUUGCUGAUCGCGCAAGACAUCCUGAGGAGAUGACAGGCGACGAGUGGCAAGUGGAUAUUGAAUAUUACGUCACUCAGCAGAUUCAUCCUGUAGUUUCACGUCUUUGUGACCCGAUUGAGGGAACAGAUGCAGCACGCAUAGCAGACUGUCUUGGAAUGGAUGCCACAAAGUUCUACAACCAAUACAACACAGCGGUGGCAGACAAGGAUGAUGCUCUUCUUGCUUCAGGAUCGCUUCUUGAUGAUGACGAUCGCUAUCGGCAUUGCGGACCUCUGCAACUCGUUUGCCCAAAGUGUCACAACCAUUUUCUGUUCGCAGGCGUGUCUACUGCUCUGUCAUCUUUUCUCAAUGGCAAUGAACCAGAUGCUGUGGGAAAGCCACCACCCAUAUCCAAUUGUGCAGACGUCUUGAAAUCGGUUCUUUCCCAUUCAAAUGAUGGUGCUACUCCAGAGUGCCCAGUUCUCACUUCUGCCAUGCUGGCUAAUCAGGUAAAGCAGCGUGCCGAGGACUAUGUCUCAAGGUAUUAUGACUGUGUGCUCAAGUGCGAUGAGGAGAUGUGCGGAGCGGUGACAAGGAAUUUAAGUCUGCAGGGUGCACAAGACAUACCCAGAGGUGCCGUGUGCCCUAGGUAUCCUGGGUGUCAUGGGAAGAUGGUUCGACAGUUCUCAGAGGCUGAUCUGUACAAGCAGCUGACCCACUUCCACAGACUUCUGGACAUAUCGAGAGCUCUGGAAAAGAUCUCUGAUUCUGAGUCUAGGGGAGCAGCAGAGCAAAGGAGCAGUGUUCUCAGGCCAGUGCUGGAGCCCUCACUGUCCGUGAUUAACAAGCUGCGAAACAGGUCAUCAUUCCGAUGGGUAAAAUUGGACCGGAUCUGCGUUUCCACAAACUAAGGCUAGCUGUUUCACCUGCCUGGAGAAGAACUCUAUACCCCUUUCCCAACUCCAAACUCCAAAGUUUCUCAACGUACACUUUUGCCUGCACAGUGGUAUCCGGAACAGGAAAUGAACACAACGUGCACCCAAGCAGCGCAUUCAAGGGGACUGGAAAAUCCGCCGUGAAAUAUCUGAAGUGCUCAAGGAAGUCCAAGAACAUUACACUUGAGAAAGGUAAUCAAGGAGAGCCUCCAUGCCUCGAAUAGCGGUUAUGGGACCAGAACAUCACACUCGAGAAUAUAUGUAGCGUGCCUUGGGGACUACAAAGGGAUCAGUUAAGCCACCAGUACGUCCACGUUCUUAGGCCGUUAACACGGUGGCUGAAUCAGUGCGCCGCGCAAGUCCAUAUUCAUUUGCCUCAGAGCCUACCCAGAGGGGGCCUGGGGUACUGGUGGUGUAAACUAUAUCUCCUGAGACGUGCGUGCAACAUGCUGUCCGAGAGUACUGCAGCAAGAUGACAGAUGGCAAGAGCUGUGAUGCGAGGAGGGCGUUUUCUGUACAUCGGUCGUAGGCUCGUAGCACAAGCAAGAAGUAAGAAACUGUCCUUGUCCGUCCUUUUUGAUAAAUGCCGGGGGGGAAGACGAUAGUUGGUACACCCACAAACUGUUGAAAUGCAGACCUGAGGGGGGAUGACAAAUGGAACCACCAGAUGAACGGAAUAUUCCUGAAUUACCUGGGGGCCUGGUCAGUUUCACAAUGAUAUCUCAAGGCUGUUGGCCUUGUUAAAGGGGAGAAAAAAAGGUAGAUGCCCUCGACGGCUCAGUCCCUUAUCCGCCAGAAGAUGGCCUUUUUAUCACUAUCACCUUACAAAAAGUCAUUUUUUGGAAACCGUAGGAAAGUCUGUUCAGCGUUUUUUACCUCUAUUCCUUCCCCCAUACAUGUGCACAGCGUCUGGAUGUCGAUGGGUUGCGCUGUUAAUGGCUUCUGAGAUGGCAGGGAUGAUGGCGUGAUGCCCACGAUGGCCUCCACGACUUUUACGGUGAUAGCUAUGCCAAAGGCCGCCGGCACGACAUUCAUAAGUUCAUAACAAACGAGCGUAGUUACG